CGAGAAACUCGUUCUCAAAGCGUCCAAAGGAUAUGAGCUACAAGAAGCGCGUGCCAGAAGUCAAGACCACGCACUUCAAUGUCUUCGCGCAUCAACCCACCUGGAUUCCAUCCCGAUUGUCCUGUCCAGCUGAAAGCCCAGCGAGAGCACUGGAACUUCAACUCGCGAAAGACAACAUGACAGCCUAUGCCCUUGGUGAUCUAGGGUUUGUCUACAACCAAACAGCAUUCUCCGACGUUUGUAACUCGCCUUCUUACGGCGAAAGUCACGGCUUCUUUGACCGACCGAACGCCUUUAACGUCGUACACGAACUCUAUCCAGUAUUCAGCCAAAGCAAGAUGUCCUCAUUCAAUGACAUCUUGUUUCCCAGUCCGUGGUACUGGUUCGGCAAAGUGGACUACAAAGAAAUCUCCGACAUGGCAUGGGACAAGAAGAUCAGCAAAUUCUGGUGGCGUGGAAGCACAACCGGAGGAUUCAGUCGAAAUGGCGGCUGGAGAAGACAACAUCGACAGAAAUUUGUCGCCAAAGUGAACGCUCUUGAUACCGCCAAGAUACUUCAGAACUCCAAUUCAGCAGCCACGGAUAAGGACCGAGGCCAUACAGAGUGGAUCACGAAGGAAAUGCCGAGAUCGGACUUCAAGGACCUCAUGGACGUCCACUUCUCGCAUAUCGGACAGUGCGAUCCUGGCGAUUGUGACGCUCAGCGAGAAUUCUUCGGAGUGGAGCCCGGCGUUGAUCAACAAGACGCAUGGAAGUGGAAGUAUCUCCUCGACAUGGAUGGAAACGCAUUCUCAGGAAGAUUUUAUGCAUUCUUAGAAAGCAGAUCCCUGCCACUCAAGAUGGCAGUCUUCCGCGAAUGGCACGAAGACUGGAUCAAGCCUUGGCUACAUUACAUCCCGUUGAGCUUGAAAGCAGAUGAGGCGUUAGAAGUCGUUCGGUAUCUUGAUGCGGAAGAAGAGGGAAAGAAGAUGGCCAUCACUGUCGCCGAAGCAGGCCGAGAUUGGGCACGCAAGGCGCUACGGAAUGAGGAUUUUGAGGUCUGGUUCUUCAGGCUCUUGCUCGAGUACGCACGGGUGGUUGAUAAUGACAGAGACAAGAUAGGGUACAGUGGAGCAUAGCUGCUAUGGCAACGAGUACAUUAAUGCCACGUCUGAGCGGAUGAUUAUGGUGUAUACUUCUGAGAAUUGACGCAGCUCGGUCGUGUUCGGGCGCGCUGACACAUAUACUUCAUGCGGUAGAGUGCUUUGGUGUUUACGGCGGCGCUCUGCGUCGAGGCCAUCGAAAGUCAAGCAACAGGCAUGGAUUGCUAGACGCCAUUCUGCAAGCUCGUUCAGAAGAGUACUGGCGGUGGCUUGCGCGGCUGCGAUUCCGUGUGCAGUCCUUCGGCUAUUAUUGUAGCAUAAUGAUCCUACGAUCAACAGUCCAGAGCGAUACACGAAGCAUUUUUAAGAGCAUGGAUGUCUAGUAAAGCGGUGAAGUUGUAGAUUGCAUGGAUGGCCAGUUGAUUUUCUGCCGCAAACCGGCACUAACAGCUUCUGCCGCUGCAGCUCUGGUCGGAUUCGUUCCCAAGUCGUUGUCUGCAAGAAGACCUGUGCGUAAAUGCUCUACGUAAUGACUCUGUAUUUCGAUGUGGUAGACGAGACGGCUAGCCUUGCGCACCACUUUCACGCAAAGGCGUACACCCACGGUAUCCCGCACCGAGGCUGCUGGGUAGGGUAGCGUGUGCGCGGGAUGCUUGCGAUGUCUGGUCCGGUUUGAGGCUUGCGGCUGGAUUCACUGAUCUACUGAUCUGCUGAUUUGCGUACCGGGCUGACCUUGUCGGUAGAUUUUGU
Molecule: messenger RNA, 1832 nt
Organism: Pseudocercospora fijiensis CIRAD86
Lineage: Eukaryota; Fungi; Ascomycota; Dothideomycetes; Mycosphaerellales; Mycosphaerellaceae
Product: glycosyltransferase family 90 protein
Exons: 1
Coding region: 33-1118 (361 amino acids)
Source: RefSeq, a predicted model, not a curated record